AUGUUUCUCUUUUCUGUUUCUUUUUUUAGCGCAGCAAUAAGAGGGAUUGAUAACCUCAGUGAAGAAGAAAGCUUACGGGCAGAAAAAUCGUCUUUUAAACCGAUGGAUGAAUGCCCCAACAAACGAGCAUCUGAUGACCAUUCAAUGUAUCAAAAAAUUUUUACUGAAUGGAUGAAUUACAAAAAUUCAUCACAUUAUUUACCAAUACUGCCAGUGUACCCAACUAUUCUUCCAAUCUUCAAUACUGUUAGUAAAAGAAAAUUUUUUUUUUGCACCAAAUUUGUUCGUAUUCCUGCAACAUUACCAUUCGUCAGAUGUCUGUGUAGUCGAUUUUAUGUGAACAACAAAAUAAGUUUCCAAUGUGCAGAAGAGCAUUACGAUAUUCGGGUAUUAGAAUUUGACGACAACUGUGAUCAGUAUACAGCCAAAUGGCAUCGUCUUGCAAUUGGAUGUGCUCCAGUAAUUUCCGUAAUCGGCGACGAUUCGUUGGAAUAUUUUAUCAUUAAAUCAAUAAAAAUUCUAGUUAAUUUAGCAGUCAAAAACAAGAGCAAAAAGAAUCUGUGA
Molecule: messenger RNA, 564 nt
Organism: Enterobius vermicularis (human pinworm)
Lineage: Eukaryota; Metazoa; Nematoda; Chromadorea; Rhabditida; Oxyuridae
Source: the annotation of a GenBank genome assembly